This is a messenger RNA of Syzygium oleosum, 753 nucleotides long. RefSeq lists its product as uncharacterized. The transcript has 6 exons. The coding region runs from base 1 to 753 and encodes 250 amino acids. Lineage: Eukaryota; Viridiplantae; Streptophyta; Magnoliopsida; Myrtales; Myrtaceae. The record is from RefSeq and is a predicted model, not a curated record.
AUGAAACUGAAUGUGGAACACACGCCGUUGCUGCUCCUAGUCUUCGGUCUUUCUCUGUGUGAGAUGGCCUAUAUUUCCGAAGAGGAUGGUUUAGACUUGGAAAGCCAGGUUAGAACCAUGAACAAGCCAUCCAUCAUGACCUUUACGGUGGUUUCUAUAACAGACUACAUGACUGAAAAUAUCAAAUACGGAGGAGGUGGAGGUACGACGGUCUACAAUCUAACUGUUGCUCAUGAUCAAUUUAGUACACAUAAUGUGUGGAUUGAAACUGGUCCUCAAGAUCAUAUUAGCAUGAUUGCAGCCGGUUGGAUGGUUUCUCCACGGUUAUAUGGUGAUAAUCUUCCUCGGGUGUUCACAUAUUGGACGGGUGAUGGCUAUCGCAACGGGUGCUACGAUGCAUUAUGUCCGGGUUUCGUCCAAGUGGAUAGGGAAAUAAGCCCCGGUUAUCCAAUAUAUUCUACUUCUACUUAUGGUGGAGCUCAAUCUGUGCUUGUAGUCCACAUCGAACAGGAUCGAAAUACUGGGAAUUGGUGGUUGAUUUUGACCUCUCGAGCGAUUAAAAUAGGCUACUGGCCAAAGGAACUAUUCUUAUAUUUGCGCAAUGGUUCACUACACACAGCUUGGGGAGGGGUUGGCGUAGCUGGAAGCGAUGGAGUUUGUCCACCGAUGGGAAGUGGUCAUAGGCCCGAUGAAAAAGCUACAUCAUUAGCUUUGGAGGUCCAGGAGGUUAUUGCAGGGGAUAGAAAAACAUGA